GCGGGGGAACGGUUUGACCGGGACACAGGGCCUCGAGGAGGCUGCCGCGAUGCUCCCGUCUUUGCAGGAAUCGCUGGAUGGGGAUGAAAAGGAGCUAGAGAGCAGCGAGGAGGGUGGCUCUGCGGAGGAGCGGAGACUCGAGCUGCCACCCAGCAGCCACUACUGCCUCUACAGCUACCGCGGAAGCAGAUUGACGCAGCAUCGAGGGGAUAGUGAUGAUGGACGGUCAAGUGGCACAAAUGCAGAAACUCCCUCUGGUGAUGAUUUCAGCCUCUCCCUGGUGGAGACUAACCUACCGUCUGAAGUGGAGCCUGAGCUACGCAGUUUCAUUGCUAAGCGUCUUUCCAAGGGAGCGUUCUUUGAAGGGCUGGGUAAUGUUGCAUCUGUAGAGCUGAGAACUCCAGGUUACCGAGUUGGUUGUUAUUACUGCCUUUUCCAACAGGAAAAACUGCCUUCUGAGAUAGCAGCAGUGGAAUCUGAAUAUAACCCUUCCGAGUAUGUGGUCUGCUUCUUAGGAGGCUCUGAAAAAGGACUGGAGCUUUUCAGGCUUGAAUUGGACAAGUAUAUUCAAGGGCUGAAAAGUAACAUGACUUGUGAGGGAAGGAACCUGGGGAAUGAUGUCAAGUCCUAUCUGAACAGCUGGUAUGAGGAUGUGGUGUGUCCGAUCCAAAGGGUGGUUCUUCUCUUUCAGGAGAAACUGACCUUUCUGCUACAUGCCGCUCUAAGUUAUACUCCUGUUGAACUUAAAGAAUCAGAUGAAAAGACAAAGAGAGACAUUAACAGGUUUCUGAGUGUGGCCAGUCUCCAAGGACUUAUUCAUGAAGGCACUAUGACCUCUUUAUGCAUGGCCAUGACGGAGGGGCAGUGUAAGUCUGUGAUCAUUGACUGUAGCGGGCCCCAGCCUCAGUUCCACAAUGCAGGAAGCAACCGUUUUUGUGAGGACUGGAUGCAGGCUUUCUUACAUGGUGCUGAAGCGGGUAACCCUUUUCUUUUCAGACAAGUUCUGGAGAACUUUAAACUAAAGGCCAUACAAGACACAAACAAUUUGAAGAGAUUUAUCCGACAGGCAGAGAUGAAUCAUUAUGCUUUGUUUAAAUGUUACAUGUUCCUUAAGAACUGUGGCAGUGGAGAUAUCCUUUUGAAGAUUGUUAAAGUGGAACAUGAAGAAAUGCCUGAAGCUAAAAGCGUGGUGGCUGUCCUUGAAGAAUUCAUGGGUGAAGUGCUUGUCUGAAGUUUUGACCCUGUGUUGAGGACACUGAUGGUGUGUAUUGAGGGUGCAUGUGUGGAACUGUAGUUGUCAUCAAUUAUAGGAUUACACUGCUCUUAAGAUGACUGGAAACACCGCAGGUUCUUCCUUUUGUACAUUUUUUUUGGGGUAAUUUAAUUAAACACAAAAAAUAUGAGGAAUAUCUUCACUGAGUCCGAGGCAAGUGCUGUGUUACAGCUGUGGAAUGUUGCUGCAUUGCUAGUCUCAUAAAUCCUAAGCUUCAAACACAUGCUGCCUAAAAAGCUCUGGUGGUGAUUUUUGGCUUCUCAGGAGCUUACUGUAGUAUUAGCAGGCGUUCCUCCUCAAAAAGAAACAUAGUAACUCUUUCUCAGUAGAUGGUAGAAUUUUUUGAAAUAUGUGAUCCUAGUGGGAUGUGAUGACACAUAUCUAUAAUCCCAGCUACUCAGGAGAUUGAGACAGGAGGUUCUCAGUUUCCAAGGUUCCAGGCCAGCCUGAGCUACAAAGUAAGUUUGUGUCCAACUUGGGCCACGUGGUAGUCAUCAUCAUCCUGGUCUUACAGCACCAACAUAGCCCUUCAGAGACAAGCUGUUCAUCCUGUGGGUGCCAGAUAUACAUCUGUGGUUGGCAUGAAUGAGGAAGCCACCUUUUAAAGCCAAUGUGCAAAUAAAUCAUGAGUGCAUAAGAAUUUAAAAAUGAGCUUUAGGGGCUGGAGAGAUGGCUCAGAGGUUAAGAGCACCGGUUGCUCUCCCAGAGGUCCUGAGUUCAACUCCCAGCAACCACAUGGUGGCUCAUGACCAUCUAUAAUGAGAUCACAUGCAGGCAGAUCACUGUAUACAUAAUAAAUAAAUCUUUUAAAAAAUAAAAAUGAACUUUAUAUAUAGAUGCUUUUGAGCUGGCAAGAUGGCUGAGAAGGUUAAGAAGCCUGCCACCCAGUCUGACAAAGUAAGUUAGGGCCUCAGGGCUCACACAGUGGGAGAGAACCAACUCCCUCAAUUCCCUCUGACUACACACAUACAUGCACACACUAAAGAAAUAAGAAUCGGUGUCCUGGAGAGGUGGCCAGGUGGUUAAGAGACUGUCCUCCUGGGGAGGAGCGAGGUUCAGGAGUAACCAUGUGUAACCUCAAUUCCAGGGGAUUUAACACCCUGUUUGGACCCCCUUGAGCAUUAGGCACACAUGUAGUAUACAGACAUACAUGCGGGCAACACACACACAUAAAAUAAAAUCUAAGACCAAAAAAAGAAAAGAAAGAAAUGCCUGUACUAGCUUCCAUAUGAAACAUUCUCUGUGAUGAAGAGCUAUUGUGAGAUGGUGCAUGUCCGUGAUCCCAGCCACCUGGGGGCAGAGGCAGCCGGACAUCUGGGAGUUCGAGGCCAGCCAGGUCCACAAGUGAGUCCAGGACAGCCAAGGCCACCCAAAGAGAUCCUGUCUCCAAAAAAAUAAAAACAAACAACAACAACAAAAGCCAUUGUGGAAACCGCCACAUCAUUUACAGGUAUUAAUUUGCCAGGAGCCUGUAUUUUCUUCCUUAUUUUUAGGUGAAAAGUCUGGAGUUCUUAAACAGUAUUAAGAAAAAUAGAGUAAAUAUAGGAAAUACCAUUUACAAACAAAUGUAAGAAUGCAAACUAAAGGCCAGAUAUGGUGAUUCUUGUCUUUGACUGCAACCCUCCACAUGCCAGAGGCAGUUGCAGCUCCCUGAGUUCAGGGCCAGCUGAUUUACUGAUUUACAUAACAACUUUGACGAUAGCCAGAGCUACAGAGCUAUAUACCCUGUCUCAAUAAAUAAGUAAAUAAAGAAUAUUUUAAAAAUUAAAAAAUGCAAACAAAAUUUUCCCAUCACAGUAGCUCAUUGAUUUUAGUUUUUUAUGCCUGUGUUACAGCCUCAGAUGGUUUUGCCCUGAAUCAAUUGUGAGUGCCCUUGGGUAGCCUUUCCUAACCCCCAUGGAUGCCAGCUGCAACCAUACACCUAGCUGUUCUGCAUAGCGCUUUAAUAAAUCCACUUGAUAAUGAUUUUGGUUUAGAAAAUCAACAGCCUUGUGUUCUCCCUGCUUUCAGGAUGCUCAAAGGAACACAAGUCUGCAAAACCAAGGAACUCUUAACUGCUUGUAAACGCUGCUGAGUUCUAACAGUGGCCUUCUGCCUUCCCUUCUCCAUAAGUCAGUCUAGGGACAUGAAUCACCGUGUCCUUUCUUUCCCUUUAAUGAGAAAUACAAUUCAAGAUCUUCAUAAAUGCUUUCAUAUGCUUUAAAGUUUAAUAACUUGGAUUAUAGGCAGUAUAGAAAAGAAUCUAAGUGGCAUUUUUAUAGCCAUGUGACUAUGGCACUCAGUUUGAAUCUUUUCCUAAUGCACUUGGUUCCCACUUGGAAAUCAUUUUGUAAAAAUGAGCAACAUUGGAACAUCAACAUCUGGAGUCUAUAAAACAAUGAUCUUUUCAAAUUCACAAGAGUCCUUGGCAAAUGGCAUCUAAAAAUAAAUGUAGGGGCUAGAGAAAUAACUCAGUGCAAAGUCCUUGCCACUUGCCAUGCAAGCAUGAGGACCUGAGUUUGGUCCUCAGAACCUACUCCAAAGCCAAGUGUAGUAGCGAGCGCUGUAAUGCCAGCCCUGGUGAGGCAGAGACAGUUCCUUCUUCCCAGCCUAGCUGACUUGGUAAGCUUUAGGCCAGCCAGGGGCCUUAUCUGACCAAGGAACAAACACUGGGCCAGAGAGAUAGCUCGGUGGUUAAAGGCCCUGGUCUCAGGUCUGAUGGCCUGAGUUCUAGCCAGAGCCUGUGUGAUGGUGGAAGGAGAGCCCACUCCCGAAAGCUGCUCUUUGACCUCUGCACAUUCAUCCCUCAAAGCUAAGUAAUUAAUUCAUUAUCCAACAGGAAAACAGAAAGGUAGAUGGCUUCUGAGGAUUGAUACCCUAGGGUUGACCUCUCACCUUUGUGUUUGUUUACACAAACAUACGUAGAAAACAAUAAUAAAAAUAAAAGCAAAUGCAAGCUAGGCAGUGCUGAUACAUGCCUUUAAUCCCAUCACUUAGGGGGCAGAAGUGGGCAGAUCUCUGCGUUGGAGGUCAGCCUGGUCUACAGAGUGAGUUCCAGGACAGCCAGGGCUACGCAGAUAUACUCUUUUGUCUUGAAAAACCAGUAACAAUAGUAAUAGUAAUAAAAUAAAAAUAAAAGCAAACACGUUGAAUCAUUUGGAUAUAGGCAAAGCAUAGCUAUAGUCUUUAUUUCUAGGUACUUUCUUUGUUACAUAGGGCCACAACUGUUAUGGCACUUUUGUUUUCCCGAGACAGGGCUUCUCUGUGUAGCCUUGGCUGUCCUAGACUCCCUUUGUAGACAAGGCUGGCCUUGAGCUCACAGAGAUCACCUGCCUCUGCCUCCCUGAGGACUGGGAUUACAGGUGUGUGCCACCAUGCCCUGCUGUAUAUAGUAGUCUUAUGUUUAAAAAGAAUCUUUGACAAAUUCUGUACGACUAUUAAAGAUAAGAAAAAAAGAUGUCAUGGAAUUAUUUUGUUGGUCCUAAGAAACAGCUUAAACCUGUACUGUAUUCAAAUUUUAAUAAGUAAAUGUAUUAAAUUUUAAAGGUUUAAAAAUGUUUGUUCAGACAUUGAAUAAACUUGUACUUGUGUGCAAUA
Molecule: messenger RNA, 4849 nt
Organism: Psammomys obesus (fat sand rat)
Lineage: Eukaryota; Metazoa; Chordata; Mammalia; Rodentia; Muridae
Gene: CUNH17orf75
Product: chromosome unknown C17orf75 homolog
Exons: 10
Coding region: 50-1231 (393 amino acids)
Cellular component (GO): trans-Golgi network
Source: RefSeq, a predicted model, not a curated record